AUGCCACCAAAAUCAAUACUCGCGGUGAACGCCGGCUCGUCCUCCGUCAAAAUCACCUUCUACACAUACGAGAAACACCCGCAGGUGAUCGCCAAUGCCCAGAUCUCGGGGAUCACGGCCCCACCGCCAACGCUGAAGUACUCGCGCGGCUCGAACAAACACACCGAGGAGCUCAAGGAUUUAUCCAUCAGCACUCCGCAGUAUGCAUUCAAGUUGCUGCUGCAGCGGUGCUUCGCGGAUCGCGAGCUCUCCGAGGUCGCGGGCAGUGACGAUCUCGCAUAUAUCUGUCAUCGAGUGGUGCAUGGCGGGGAGUUCAAUUCGGCCGUGAAGAUCGAUGACGAGACGUAUCAUCAUUUGGAGGAGUUGGAGGAUUUGGCGCCUUUACAUAAUUUUUCAGCCCUCGAGAUUAUCCGAUCUUGUCGCAACGAGCUUCCCUCCGUCACGAGUAUCACUUUCUUCGACUCGGCGUUCCAUCAGACGCUUCCUGAUCAUGUCAAGACGUACCCGAUUAACCAGGACGUGGCGAAGGCGCAUAAGCUGCGCAAGUACGGGUUCCAUGGGAUCAGCUACUCGUAUAUCCUGCGUUCUGUGGCCGAAUUCCUCAAGAAGCCGACGGAGCAGACGAAUAUCAUUGCGAUGCACAUUGGAAGCGGGGCUUCGAUGUGUGCGAUCAAAGACGGGAAAUCAGUGGAUACAACCAUGGGACUUACCCCAUUGGCCGGAUUGCCUGGUGCCACGAGAAGCGGUGAUAUAGAUCCAUCGCUCGUCUUUCACUAUACCAGCGAUGCGGGAAAGCUGAGUCCCUCAAGUACCAAGGAGAUGCAUAUUAGCACGGCCGAGGAAAUCCUCAACAAGAAGUCAGGUUGGAAGGUUCUUACGGGGACAACUGAUUUCGCGCAGAUCGCGGUCGAAAACCCUCCCAGUCCCGAACAUAAACUUGCGUUCGACAUCGUCACCGAUCGCAUGUUGGGCUACCUGGGGAACUACUUCCUGAAAUUGGGCGGGCAGGUUGACGCGGUAGUCUUCGCCGGCGGGAUCGGCGAGAAGAGCGCGCUUUUGAGAAAGACGCUGGUGGAAAAGUGCGCAUGCAUUGGCUUUGCGAUUGAUUCUUCAGCGAAUGAGAAAGGCCCGGUGGAUGGUCAACCCGUCACAGAUAUUUCAUCAAGUGGUGCCGGCAAUGGACCGCGGGUAUUUAUUUGCCAGACUGAUGAACAGUAUGAGAUGGCACACAACUGCUUCGCAGACUUCGGGACAACCUCGAGCUCAUGA
Aspergillus affinis is the source of this 1269-nucleotide messenger RNA. RefSeq names its product putative acetate kinase. The coding region runs from base 1 to 1269 and encodes 422 amino acids. Gene Ontology annotation, biological process: acetate metabolic process; phosphorylation. The transcript has 6 exons. The record is from RefSeq and is a predicted model, not a curated record. NCBI's taxonomy places the organism in Eukaryota, Fungi, Ascomycota, Eurotiomycetes, Eurotiales, Aspergillaceae. Gene Ontology annotation, molecular function: acetate kinase activity.